UCCCACUGCCCCUCCUCCCAUUGAUCCUAUAACCAGAUCCGUGCGAUCGAGAUCCAGAUUUUUUUUAUCACUCGGCAGCUGAAAACUUCGAGGCUCGAUCGCGUCUUGAAGACCGAGAAAAUGUCUGAGCUAAACUCUAAGUUAACUACGGACCGCGGUCUUGCCGUCGGCGAACGAUUGCUAACUGACGAGAAACGCAAAUUGUCAGCAAUCCUUGACCACGAAGACUUGAAAGACAUAAAAUCCCCUAAAGAAGGAAUGGAAGAAGCUCAGAAAAUUUCCUGGAGGAGAAAAGUGUGGAAAGAAUUGAAGCCGGACAAGCGAUUGAUUCCUAUCAAGAUUUUAACGUUCCUUUUUUUCGGAGGAAUGUUUUGUGUGACUCCAUACUUCUCACUGCACAUGCAGCAGCUCGGCAUCUCCGUUAAAGAGAUCGCAAUCAUUUAUUCAAUCCUGCCACUGCCAGCCAUCAUGGGGCCUGUCAUCUGUGGUAUUAUCGGAGAUUACGUUUCCAACUUCAAGGCUAUUCUGAUAGCCAACAUCGGCUUGACGGUUCUGUUCAACAUCGCGUCGGUGUUCACGCCGGUGUUGGAACUACAACACAUGCAGCCGCUGAACUUCAACUCGUCAGGCUUGUCUCUCUCCGAGCCAUUUUGCCUGCUUGAAGGCGAGACCCUCAGCUCUGACCGCAUGCCAUGGUUGUGCAACAGUCCAUGCUUCGAUAAUUCAGAAUUGGACGUCUUCUCCAACACCAACCAAACCUUGCACUGCACUUCGGUUGAUCGCAGUCAUGAGUUGCCGCUGUCUUCUUGUUUCUUGGAGAUGCCAGACGAAGCUGGCUGUGGCCACACCGUGCAGUUCUCUAACGGACGUUCUCGAUUCUCCUCCUCCAAAGACAAUUUCUACGCCAGCACCAACGAAUGCAUCGUAACGUGUGUUCCUACGUCGAUGCAAGGAGUAGACGAUUCCUAUAUGAGCAAUUCUAGAACCUUUUGGAUCUACUUUAUCUGCAGAAUCUUCGUGACUUUGUUCAUGAAUGCAGCCUUCUCGAUGAUGGACGCGUCGAUUAUGGCUGUGAUGCUGCGCACCGGCGGCGACUACGGCAAGCAGAGACUCGUCGCCAUGCUCAGCAUGGCCACCUUCCCCUUCAUCGCCUCCUGCAUCGUCGAGUCUCUGUCCAAAGGGCCGGCCGACUACUCGUACGCGAUCUACCUGCACGCGUUGCUGCUCGGCUGCAGCGCCAUCGUUGCUUUUUGCAUCAACCUUGAUGUAAAAUCAGAAAAGAACGAGAAUAUCUGGAGAGACAUCAUUCAACUGAUGAAGAGGACGGAGGUUGUCAUAUUCCUUUUCAUCAUCUUCCUUCUGGGGGCGAAUUGGGGCUUCUUGGAGAACUACCUCUUCGUCUUCCUCAACUACCUGAAAGCUCCCACGUAUCUACUGGGACUGACGAUGACGUUUGGCUGUCUCACUGGAGUGCCCAUGUUGCUCGUGUCUGACAGGAUCGUCGAGAAACUCGGAAGGCAAAAAGUUUUCGUUAUCGGCUUCCUAGCGUACACCGUCAGAAUGUUCGGAUACUCCAUUAUCACGAACCCCUGGUACUGUUUCAUUUUCGAGGCCCUGGAGGUGUUCACCUACCAGAUCAUGUGGGUGGCUGCUGUCACAUACUUCCCUAUCCUGGCCCCGACCAGCCUGCUGGGUACACUCACUGGCAUUGCUGGUGCAGUCCACUACAAUAUUGGCCGUGGUGGUGGAGCCCUGGUAGGAGGCUUCCUGAUCGCCGGCGUCGGGAUGGUCUGGACCUUCAGGGUGUUCGGUGUCGCCAGUUUCUUCUUCGCUAUCAUGUACAUCGUCCUGCAUAAAUACGGUCUCAACAAGCUCGCCGAGGUCAAAGAUCAGGAUGCAGAAAAUACGAAAGAAGAAGAAGCCAAUCAGAAAGUAGAAGUGUGAGAUGAAGAUUUUGAUAGAAAAGUCCAGUGGCGCAACUAUAUACAUAUGAAAGACGGUUAAACUAAUCUCUGCUUGAACGUGCGUGUGAUAAGAAGAUGCUCUGCAACCAAAUCAUUCGAUGUGUAUUAUUUAUAAGCAUAGUCUCAGACUCUAAAAAACAUUUUUUUGUUUUUUCCUAAAUAUCUUUUGAAGAAUUGCACUUAGCACUGUGAAAUUUGUACCAAACAUCACGAGCCCAGUGUAUGUGCUCAAAAAUUGCCAGGAUUUUAACGCAACUAGUUUUCAGUUAAGAAGCUAAAUUAUGCAAAAUAAAAAAAAACUCACAUGUUGAAUUAACAUGGUGAAUUAAUAUCAAAGUUAAAAUUAAUAUCAAGCAUAAAGUUUAUGUAACGCUAACAUUAAAUAAUUAAUAACAUUGGUAAAGUUUAUUCCUCUAGCAAUGAUGACAAAAUGUUAAAACAGCGCUCGAGAAUUUAGAAAAAUCGAAAAACUCUCUAAAUGGAUUUUGACAUGAAGGAGAUUUCUGAUGAUCAAUUUUUUCUAUUUCUAAAUAAAUAACUAAGUUAUAUUUCUAAAAUAACUAAAUUAUAUAUAUUAGAUAUAAUUUAGUCGCAACGGACUUUACUUAAGACAAUUUAAUUCUAUUAAUGGAAGCUAAGCCACACUUUUUCGUCGCAAAAGUUGUAUUAAUUACCAAUAAAUAUUGAAGUCAAUUCAAAAUUCAUACAGUUUUUCGUU
Hyalella azteca is the source of this 2682-nucleotide messenger RNA. Its product is annotated as major facilitator superfamily domain-containing protein 6. Gene Ontology annotation, molecular function: transmembrane transporter activity. Gene Ontology annotation, cellular component: membrane. NCBI's taxonomy places the organism in Eukaryota, Metazoa, Arthropoda, Malacostraca, Amphipoda, Hyalellidae. Bases 121 to 1944 code for a protein of 607 amino acids. The transcript has 13 exons. The record is from RefSeq and is a predicted model, not a curated record.